Oncorhynchus nerka (sockeye salmon) is the source of this 1406-nucleotide messenger RNA. Its product is annotated as zinc finger protein 467-like. Lineage: Eukaryota; Metazoa; Chordata; Actinopteri; Salmoniformes; Salmonidae. The record is from RefSeq and is a predicted model, not a curated record.
CGUAAAACUGGGAGAGGGUUUGUUUUGUCACCAUUUUUCUUCGUGGACGAAGCCAUACCACAGACAGAAGGGGUUAAUGUCCAGUAUAUUUGGCCAUACUUGCUUAAUACCCACCUUGCAGUCGACUGAAAAUGUCUACAUUACAGAUGUUGCAAGUGUUCUUAAAUGAGCGUUUAACAGCGGCUGCUGUGGAGAUUUUCGGGGCAUUUGAGAAAACGGUAGUCGAGUACCAGGAGGAGAAUGAUAAUCUACGGAGACUGCUGCAGAUAACACCGGACAUAAACCUAUUUAGAAAAGGUUCGCAUAGUCCCUUCAGUUAUCUCGUUGUCACUGAAGAGGAGGUUCCCCCUGAGCAGCAGCACUGUGAGCAGGAGAGGAGAACCAGUCUGCAGCAGGAGGACCGAGAACCCAAACAGAUUAAAGAGGAACAGGAGGAACUCUGGACCUGUCAGGAGGAAGAGCAGCUUCAAUGGCAGGAGGCUGAUAGUGUGUUCAAAUUCCCUCUUUGUGUGAAAAGUAAAUGUGAUCCGGAAAACCCACUUCAGUCCUUUACUCUUCCCCAAACCCAGACGGUGGAGAACAGAGAGAGUGCCUUUAAACCAGUGGAUCUCCCACAUUUUGUCACUUUUACCCACCUAAAGGGUCUCGACAUUCCCUGUGACCCCCCAGAUAAUCAAAACGAUUCCUACAGCCACAGCUCAGCUGUAAGCAGUGACCCAGUAGGACUUAGGCUGCUGUCACCAUUCCAUCCCAGUCCACCAUUGAAUCCCAACCUAUCAAUGGGGGAACACUGUUGCAAACCCGGCACCAUGUCUAGAAAAGCUCUCCGCUGCUGUGACUGUGGUGAAACGUUUGCUCUGAAAGCUGACCUGCAGGAGCAUGUGACUCUCGCCAAGAAGAUACCCAGCGAAUGCCACCUCUGCCAAAAACUCUACAACUCCACCUGUAAAUUGAAGGCCCAUGUCAGACUCUGUCACGUGGAGAGACCCUGCACCUGCCCCUUUUGUGGAAAGACCUUCAAACUCAAAGGACAUCUGUCCAGACAUAUGAGGAUUCACACAGGAGAGAAACCAUUUGGCUGUGGUGAUUGUGGGAAAAGCAUCAUUCAGAAGGGGGACCUAAUGAGGCACAUACUGACUCACACAGGAGAGAAACCAUUUAGCUGUGGGAAAAGCUUCAAUCGGAAGGGGAACCUAACUGAACAUAUACGGACUUGCACAUACUGACUUACACAGGAAAGAAAGUUUACAAAGAAACAAAUUAAUUAAUUAGGACGAAGGCAUCUUGUCAGAUGGAAAACACUCUUUAGAAAAGCAACUCGAUCAUUCAUUCUGUGGGUUUCAGAUAGAUGUCAUGAAUUUAUUUUUGCUAAACGUUCUAUGUAAAUAAAGUUUGAUUUGAUCCAA